AUGACGUGUGCUCAAAUUUUAAGAAAAAAUUUUGUAGGGAUUUGCCCACCUAACAAAAUCCUUGUUGCGUGCCGCAAUAAAAUAUAUUUAAGUCAUAACGAUGAUGCAAAAAAAGAAGAAAAAUCUGUUUCGUGUUUAACGCCGGACCCUUUAACUGUGUGCGAAAAUAUUACACAUCCGAUUUAUAUAUACCAACAUGGCAAACUAUUAGUCAAACAAGAUGAAAACGAGGGAGUACAGUGUCCAAAUUGCUUGAAAAUGUACAAGAACAUGAACACCUUUAGACGGCAUUUUCGAUACGAAUGUGGAAAAGUACCUCAAUUUGCUUGUCAGUACUGUCCAAAAGCUUAUACCCAAAAAUCAAAUUUGAAAAAUCAUCAUAUCAAGUGUCAUCCAUGCGCUAAUUUUAUGUAG
Molecule: messenger RNA, 414 nt
Organism: Diabrotica balteata
Lineage: Eukaryota; Metazoa; Arthropoda; Insecta; Coleoptera; Chrysomelidae
Source: the annotation of a GenBank genome assembly